This is a messenger RNA of Triticum dicoccoides, 1778 nucleotides long. Its product is annotated as probable folate-biopterin transporter 4. The transcript is spliced from 5 exons. The record is from RefSeq and is a predicted model, not a curated record. The coding region runs from base 414 to 1496 and encodes 360 amino acids. NCBI's taxonomy places the organism in Eukaryota, Viridiplantae, Streptophyta, Magnoliopsida, Poales, Poaceae.
UUGUGAUGCCUUAAAACUACUUGAUGUGAUAAUUGCACGGGAUAGUGAGCCUUGGUGUCAUGUCAAAUACCUUAAGGUGUCAUGUAGGGGGCCAAGGUUGUUCAUUCAUAUCAUUAGCACUUGUUCAACUUGCAUGCUUUGUUGAUAUGUCUCGGUUGCAAAUUCCAUGUCUGAAUUCAGCAUAACUAAAGAGGCCCUCCUUCAAAUCUGUUUGUUUUUCUUGAAUGCUUCACAAAUAAGAACAUGUUAACAUUUGAAACGUUGUAAUAUGUAUUCUUCAAUGUUUUAGGGUUUCAGAUCCUUUGUCUGGACAGCUGUCUUAUAUCAAAUGAAGGACAUCAUGAAGCUGUCACCCUCAACAUCACAGUUUUUGGUCUCUGCUGCAUUUUUCCCUUGGAGCAUAAAACCUAUAUAUGGGAUUGUGUCGGACUGUAUGUAUUCCAAUUAAGCAGAGGAAGCGUGUACCCUAUAUGAUCAUUUCUAGUGGUCUUUCUCUAUUUCCAUGGCUUAUCAUUGGGCUAUCAGAAUAUUUGAGGAGCUCAAGCAAUAUUUUUACGCUAAUGUUGAUUGUACAGAACUUGGGAUCUGCCAUGGCAGAUGUUGUUAUAGAUGCAAUGAUUGCAGAGGCAGUUCGAUCAGCAGGGCCAGAAUUUGCUGGUGAUCUCCAGUCAUUAUCUUGGUCAUCAAUGGCCGUAGGGGGGAUAUUUGGGAGCUUAUUGGGAGGAUACGCAUUGUCCAAUCUCCCAAUAAAUGCUAUUUAUAUUAUGUUCUCUGCUCUUCCACUGUUCCAACUAGUUACAUGUGUUUUCCUUAAGGAAUCUCCAAAAGGAUUUGAAAGCACGACAGAUAACGCGGCACAUGAUCAUGUUGAUGGUCAGAAUAUUGAUAGUGCUUUUGCUGGACAAGGCUCAGGUGAAUCUUUUAAAUAUGAGGGCACUAGGAAGCGAAAGGGUGCUCGUAAAAAGAGCGAAAGGAGAUCAUUAUCCAAACGAUCUGAAGCUCAUGAGAAGCACAAUAAAUCAGUUGAUUUAUACUCAUCUCUGAAAUCAGCCUUAGUCAGUUUAUGCACUGCUUUUAAGCAGCCAGCAAUUUUGCGGUUUGCACAUGUUGGCCUUGUGAUAAUUACUGUAUUGGACAUUUUACUGGUGUCAAGAUUACAUAUUCAGUAUGGAAUAGCAGACAAAUACAUGGUGCUGUGGGGCUCUGCUUUGGCCGAUGCAAUCAACCAAUUCAAGAUGAUGCCGUUCCUAAUCCUCUCAGGACAGCUUUGCCCGCCUGGAAUCGAGGGCACACUGUUUGCUCUGUUCAUGUCCAUUAACAACCUCAGUUCGACAUUAGGUUCAUUCCUCGGAGCUGCAUUGACGUCAGCUUUGAACAUCUCAUCGGUACAGUUUGACAAUCUGGCGCUCGGCCUAGCUGUUCGGCUGAUGGGAACUCUCUUACCUAUUGGAUUUUUGUUUCUGAUUCCAAGGGACGUUACGGGACUAACAUCAUAGGAGAUGGGUUACAGACCUGAUCAUCAUUUUUUCUGGACUGGUCUGGUCUGUAUUCCCUAGUCUUACUCAUACAUGCAUAUAGAGAAAGCAAAUUGAAGCCAGCAGGAAGGUAGCUCUCUUUUGUUGAAAUAUGUAUACAUGCAUAUACUUGAAUGAGAGGAAGAGUGCAAUAGCUGACAUUACAAAGCGUUAAGCAAUGGCAAAACUGUGUAGCAAAUGUACUUGCAAGAACAUGUGUUACAUGGAAAGUGUUAUUGUUUAUGAUUUAGCUGUUGAUGUAUA